Molecule: messenger RNA, 7146 nt
Organism: Acanthochromis polyacanthus (spiny chromis)
Lineage: Eukaryota; Metazoa; Chordata; Actinopteri; Pomacentridae
Gene: tiam1a
Product: TIAM Rac1 associated GEF 1a
Exons: 29
Coding region: 381-5399 (1672 amino acids)
Biological process (GO): small GTPase-mediated signal transduction; activation of GTPase activity; positive regulation of axonogenesis
Cellular component (GO): synapse; cytosol; plasma membrane
Molecular function (GO): guanyl-nucleotide exchange factor activity; protein binding
Source: RefSeq, a predicted model, not a curated record
UAGACUCAAGCAGAGCACACACACCCUCUACUCAGCCUUCAGUCUGGUCUAGGCAUGCAAGAGGCAGCAUGUGUGAGUAUGUGCUGUGCUGUAAUGUGUGUGUACAUAGAGUGAAACGCUGCGCUGGAGUCCGGGAGAUGUCUCAUUGAUGCAAGGAUUCCCCUCUUUGCCUCUUUGCUCUUGGAGAGGACACGUGCUGAUUGUGUUUGAACCACCAAAGGGAAUUAACUGUUACACACAGAGGAAACACUGGGAGCUUAAGUGAAGGGUCGGCUGACACCAGCUUUUGAGGAUGUGUGGAGGAUCGUGCGGCCGGUGAAAGAUGACACCACACUGAUGUGGGGAAGCUGGUGAUGCGGCUGCUAAUUCAUAGCUGAAUCAUGGGAAACGUGGAAAGUCAGAAUGGGGACAGUAGUUUCUACGGCGACGUGACAGGCCAUCUCUCCCGUAAAAGCACAUCCCGCUCGCUCCGCCUCUCCAGCAAGCAGCCGAUCACCUGCCGUUCAAGGCACUCAUCCUCAGUGAAACAAGAGCACAGAAACUCCGAAGCCUCAACUCGCUCUUCCAGCACCCCGAGCAUCCCACAGUCCUUAGCAGAGAACGGACUGGAGCUUUUCAAUGCACCAGAUGAGUUUGAAGACUUUGGCAUCAACCCGCACUGGACGCAGCGUGUUGCUAUGACAAUGAGGCCGGAGUCUUAUCAGCAGGAUGAUGACCCCUUGGCCACGCCGACCCCUGAAACCUCAGAGGCCGACACUGUCGCUCAGGAUGGAGGGGAGGACUCGAUGGGCGAGGGGGACGUCAUUGGAGAUGAGAGGUACCUCCAGAGGAUGAAUGAGGGUCCCAGAGAGGGAGGGAGUUUUAAAAAGAAGCGGUCGAAGUCAGCGGACAUGUGGAGAGAGGACAGUCUGGAGUUCUCUCUGUCUGACUUGAGCCAAGAGCAUCUGACCAGCACUGAGGAGAUGGUCGAUGGUGGGGAAGAAGAGGAGGAGGAGCACUUCACAUGCCCCAGGGGCAAUGCAGGCUCGGCUGAAAGGGCAUCAUCUCUGGACCAUCUGUGCAGCCAGCAGAGUCCAGGCCUCAGGGGGCAGAGGAAUCGCUAUGCUAAAAAUCGCAGAGAAACUCAAUGUGAUGGAGAAGGAGAGGAGGGGUUGAUGUCUCCAUCCGAGGAGGACGGCGGUGGCUAUGGAGCAUUCACGCUCCCUUGCCGGCGCUCCCACUGCCUCUCUGAGGGCUUGGCAGGGUUAGGUAUUCCAACUGCACCUUGUCCUGCCUUCCAGGGACGACGUGCACAGACUACUCAGGACAUCUCUGGUGUUUUGGGUGAGGGAAGUGAGUACGGCGACAGUGGGAUCGACGGUGUGGCCGCAGAGAUAGAUGGAGAUGGAGAACUGGUGUCCCGGCGAUGUAAAGCCAUGUCGGCCUCCUUCUCGGUCUACUCGGCCACUGAGAGCAGUGUUUUCAAUGGGAGCGACAGUGGGAGCAGCAGCGCGGGAGGAGGAGAAGGAAGAGGAGGCGAAGGAGGCAGGGGAGGAGUGUACGAAAACUUCAGGAAGGAGCUCGACAAUCAAGCCUGGACAAAUCGAGGCCGAGACUGCACAGAGGAGGCAGGUUCGGCUGUGAGCGACGAGCAGAGCAGCGGCACACUGAGCAGCGCCUACCCGUCCGACACAGUGAUUGGCUGUGCACAGGGCAUAGUGAGGAAAGCAGGAGCUCUGGCUGUGAAGAACUUCCUGGUUCAUAAGAAAAACAAGAAGGUGGAACCUGCAACAAGGCGCAAGUGGAAACACUACUGGGUUUCUCUCAAAGGUUGCACCCUUUUCCUGUAUGAAUCCGAUGGCCGUUCAGGUAUUGACCAUAACAGCGUUCCAAAACACGCACUGUGGGUGGAGAACAGCAUUGUCCAGGCCGUACCUGAACAUCCCAAGAAGGACUUUGUCUUCUGCCUCAGCAACUCUGUUGGAGACGCCUUCCUCUUCCAGACAUCAGGCCAAACGGAGCUGGAGAACUGGAUCACAGCGAUCCACUCUGCAUGUGCGGGUGCUUUGGCUCGGCAGCACCACAGGGAGGACACGGUGCGACUGCUGCGAACCGAGAUCCGCAAGCUGGAGCAGAAGAUCGACAUGGACGAGAAAAUGAAGAAGAUGGGAGACAUGCAGCUGUCCACCGUCACUGAUGGCAAGAAAAGAAAGACCAUACUUGAGCAGAUCUUCUUGUGGGAGCAGAACUUGGAACGGUUCCACAUAGAUCUCUUCCGCUGUCGCUGCUACCUGGCCAGUCUGCAGGGCGGCGAACCUCCCAAUCCCAAACGCCUCCUGGGCUUCGCUUCACGUCCAACCAAACUGGCGAUGGGACGACUGGGCAUCUUCUCUGUUUCUUCCUUCCAUGCACUGGUGUCUGCUCGGACAGAAAGCAGCAUCCGAAGGCGGAACCAGGCCGUUCCUCGUACCUUCAGCAAACGUCGCAGUCGCUUCUCCUCCCUCUGGGGCCUGGACACCACCUCCAAGAGGAAGACCAAAGGACAUCCUUCAAUUGACCAGGUGUUUGCUGAUGGGAUGGAGCCUGUGAGAAAGCCUUUGGAGCGCAUGUUUGAAGACUCCGCCAGCGAGAAAUCAAAGGAGAGAGAGGACAUCGUGAAAAAUCUUCCUCAGCAAAACGUAGACAGUGAUAUCUGGGUUCCUGAUUACCUGAAACCCUCCUGGGUAUGUCUGCCGAACAAUCAGCCUGUCCUGGCUAUCGUACAGCCCGGUGAGACAGCGCUGGAAGUCCUGAGUUCCAUUUGCCAGACCCACAAGAUCGACCCCUCUGGCCACUACCUGCGUUUGAAGGUGUGGGUCGACAACCAGAUGCUUUAUUACGUUCCCAAAUUUGAAGAGGACGUCUCUGAUCUGGUCUACAAAGAGAUUGAGAUUUGCCCCAAAGCUACGAAGGUGAUCCGGUUUGACAAAGCUGAGUCCUCCACCGUCGGAUAUGGUUUUUCUGUGGCGGUUAUCGAUGAGGAUGGAGAGCAGCAGCUUCACAUUACUGAGCUGAAAGCAGGAGGACUGGCUUCAACUAAAGGUUUGAAAGUCGGUGAUGAGAUUCUUCUGCUCAACGGUAAGCCUGCAUCGGCCCUCCAAAUGGAUGACAUGAGGACUGCAUUCGUAAACCAAGCGCUGACCUUGAGCGUCAGCACGCUGCCCCAGCUGGACCCUCAGGUGCUGUGCUCGCUUCCACCCCGGCGCUCCGAUGGGGAGCAGGACCCGACCACGGACAUCUUCUCCCAAAACCAAGAGGACAUCCUGGAUGAGGUGUCCGGUUUGACACUGGAGAGCCCAGACGAGAGCUUAGAGGAAGGAUCUCGACUGACCCCACAAAGCCCGGGAGAUCAUCCGGAAGAUAAAACCUGCACAGGAACUGGACAGAAGAGCACGGAGCAGGUCACCGCCUUCUGCCGCAGUCUCCAUGACAUGAAUGCCCUGGAGUGCCCUAUGUCAUCCUCCUCAUCGUCGUCUUCGUCAUCCCUCUCCCCGAGCCCCGUGUCUGCUCUGCCGCCCACUGCAGGCGCUGCCACCCAGAGACAGCUCUCCCACGCAGACAAACUGCGCAAGGUCAUCAAUGAAUUGGUGGAGACGGAGAAGACCUACGUCAAAGAUCUGAGCUGCCUAAUAGAGUGCUACCUGACGCCCUUGCAGAAAGAGAGCUUCCUUACACAGGAUGAGCUGGACGUUUUGUUCGGUAACCUCGGGGAGAUGGUGGAAUUCCAAGUGGAGUUUCUCCGAACACUGGAAGAUGGAAUCAGACUGGUGCCGGAUCUGGACAAACUAGAAAGGGUGGAGCAGUUUAAGAAGGUGCUGUUCUCCUUGGGUGGCUCAUUCCUUUAUUAUGCUGAUCGCUUCAAGAUCUACAGCGCUUUCUGUGCCAGUCACACCAAGGUCCCGAAGGUCCUUGCUAAAGCAAAGACGGACCCAGAUUUCAAGGCCUUCCUGGCUGAGAGAAACCCCAGACAGCAACAUUCAUCCACUCUGGAGUCUUACCUCAUCAAGCCCAUCCAGAGAGUCCUGAAGUAUCCGCUGCUGCUGAAGGAGCUCUACUCUCUCACCGACCCCGACAGUGAAGAGCAUUACCACCUGGAUGUUGCAAUGAAGGCCAUGAACAAAGUCGCGAGUCACAUCAACGAGAUGCAAAAGCUUCAUGAGGAGUAUGGAGCAGUUUUUGACCAGCUCAUCAAUGAACAGACUGCAGAUAAGAAAGAGGUUGCUGACCUCUCAAUGGGAGAUCUGUUGCUACAUUGCACAGUGGUGUGGAUCAAUCCUCCGGCCUCUUUGGUCAAGAGUAAAAAGGACCCUGACUUGGCUGCUUUUGUGUUCAAAACAGCAGUUGUGUUUGUGUACAAAGAUUGCUCCAAGCACCGGAAAAAAAUUGGUGGAUCUCAUCGUGUGUCCGUGAGCGAUGACAGGGAUCCCUUUCGUUUCCGUCACAUGAUCGCAACAGACUCUCUGCAAGUCAGAGCACUCGCAAACUCUGAGGCCACAGCGGUGUGUGAAAUAGUCCACACCAGGUCUGAAUCUGAAGGAAGACCUGAGAGAACCUUCCAGUUGUGCUGCAGUUCUCCAGAUAGCAAGAAGGACUUCUUGAAAACGGUCCACUCCAUCCUGAGGGAGAAGCAACGCCGGCAGCUUCUUAAGACAGAAUCUCUGCCACCCAAUCAGCAGUACGUCCCCUUUGGUGGUAAACGCCUGUGUGCCCUCAAAGGAGCUCGGCCUGCCAUGAACAGAGCAGCGUCAGCUCCGUCUAGAACCCUGGCCCACAGGAAGCUGAUGAGGAACCGCAUCACCAUAGACACCGACCUGGUUUUCCAUGGCAACAACAACAACAGCAACGACUCCAACCCCUCCUACCCGUCCUCCAGCUUGCCACUCUCCCAGCAUGCCCCCCUUCAGUCCCAGAAAUCUCAAGGAGAGGACACGGACCGCUGGGUGGAGGAACAGUUCAACCUGGGCUACUACGAGGACCAGUGUGAGGGGAUCAUCGAUGUGGGGCAGGUGAAGGAGACGGACAUUCUGAGCGACGAUGACGAGUACUGCAAGUCUGUCCGAGCAGCUUCGGCAGAACCGAAUGCCCUGGAGGGGGAGAUGGAAGGACUGGACCUGAGGGGCAAAGAGACGAGGAACCUGAAUGGACUUGCAGAGACUAGAAGCAGGAUCGUGCAGGAGGAGGAAGCUGAUCAAAGACAGCACGGAGAUGAUUCAGACUCAUUUGCAUCCUGUGGGGUCUCACUAUCCCGCUGUACGACCCCGACUCUAAAACUUGCCCCCUUGAAGCAGUGUGCGGUGGAGGGGGCCACAAAUAAGGACCAUGAUGUCAUCUGGGUGCGACGGGAGGACUUUGCCAACGGGUGUAACGGCGACGUCUUCUGAGAAGGGACUGACAGAGGAGCAAUGCUGAUUUCCUCCACUUUUUACUUAAAGUAGGAGUGCAAGAAAAGAUGGAGUGAAUUGGAUACAAGCUUUAAAUAUGUAGAAUCUGCAGAACGUGUAUAGAAGGUCCCUGCAUCACGACACUAUCCUCUUCUUCCACCUCACCUGCAUCCCCCCAGUUCUGACAAUCCUAAAGAACCGAAACACCCCAGUGUGUCAGAAAAGCAGCUUCAUUUGAUGUUUCUCUAGAAAUUCUCACCCAGAGCUGCUUAUAAAACACACCCAGAUGUUGCACACACCAGUGGAUUUGUCUGUAAACAUAUGAACAAAACAGCACUGCAUGUACACGCAAUAAAACAAGCAAGUGUGUGAGUGUAAAUGCAUAUAUAUUUACUCUAAGUGCAUACAGUACACAGAAGCACAGACACAGAAAGUCAAGGCAGCUACUGUACCUUGCACACAUUGUACUGAAGAGACGCCACCGCUGAACUUUGACCUUCUGGCCCAAAAUGUCUAUUUUUCAACACAGGAAUGUGGGUGUUCUAUUUUUCUGACUCGGAAACCGUGUUUGUAUCUCGACACUCAAGGGCUGUGUGUUACUGAACUUCUCUUCAGGGGCUUUUUGGCUUAAUGACUGCUGUGUAGAAGAUGGUGAGAUCUAACUAGCUUUACCGUGCUUUUUUAUAUUGUUUUAACUUAAUGUCAGCUGCACAUCGCUGUAUAGUCAGGGGUACAACAGAGUGCCGUUAAGCUCUUGUAUAAAAAUGUUUUAAAGCUCACCUCGUCUCCUAUUAUAUCCUUUUUAAAAGAUAGUCAGGACAACAGAUAGUCUGCAUUAUUUAAUCAUUGCCUUUUAUUAUUAUUUACUGUAAUUUUUAAUGUUUACACCACAUUCAGCUGCCCAGUGUUACAAACUACCUUUUGUGUGUCCGGUGCCAGUAAACAGGCAUGAGAAAGCCAUCACUUAUGCCCUUUCACAUGAAUGUUCAGUCUGUUUUGUUUCUUGAAUAGCAUGUUGCUUUAUUUUUUGUUAACUGAUAGAUUCCCCCCCCCCCAGAGGGCAUGCUCUCUUCAUGAUGUUACAUCAUUCCUACAAUCCUGUUUUACUUGAAUUUUUCUUUGCUGUUUUGAAAGGAGGUGUUCAACAGAGCCAUGUUUGUGACUGUACUGUGACUUCAAGGAGAAGAACAAUCACGCAGUUGAACUGUCACCCUCCAGUGGAGAUCAUUUUCUGUUUUUCAACCGGUUCCUUUUGAGUUUUGUCAUGUCAAGCAUUGACAUUUUACAUUACUUGGCUACACUUCCACCUGACCUCCCUGCAUUCCUUCCUCUAUCCACCAGGCUGUGCUGCUUCACUGUGUCACCACAACAACAUUCUCUGCUCAACACAGUCGUGCGCACCUUAAUGGAUGUAUUGAACAUGCACUUAAUACCCAACUGUGAGAGAGGGGGGGACCCGCCAGCUUCUCUGACUGGCAGUGAGAGGAGAGUGGGUGGAAGUACUACACUUUGGAUGAUGCUGUGUUUUUAUUUUUGUUACAAUGCUGGUUUCUUAGAGUUGAGCUUACUGGGUCAUUGUGCUCAGUUAAGACUUCAGACUGUGAGGUACAAUCACCUGGCCUUGGAGGCAAAAUCCUGUGAGAACCCCCCCCCCUCUGACUCCUUCCUUUGUACUUUUAAAACUGUGUUCGUACAUAAAACUGUGGAGCGUUACAAUUUUUAUGUUAAAAUAAAUUUUCUAAAUUUA